Molecule: messenger RNA, 2403 nt
Organism: Acomys russatus (golden spiny mouse)
Lineage: Eukaryota; Metazoa; Chordata; Mammalia; Rodentia; Muridae
Gene: Ankmy2
Product: ankyrin repeat and MYND domain containing 2
Exons: 10
Coding region: 212-1534 (440 amino acids)
Molecular function (GO): protein binding
Source: RefSeq, a predicted model, not a curated record
CGGGACUUGCGGAGAGCUCCCACCCGGCUCGCCGGAGCUCGCCUCACCCGCUAGCCUCAAGCCACAAGACCCUGGCGAGCGCCACUUCUCUUAGCUGCUACCCCCCGGCCUGGAGUUGCCUGGCCGUGGCGGAGUUCCACGACGCACACACGUCUCUCAUUUUUACAAACCUUCCCAAAGAAAUAGAAUAAGCUUCAAGCUGGCGGGAACGAUGGGUCACAUAAAGAAAGGCGAGCUGACCCAGGAAGAAAAGGAGCUGCUAGAGGUGAUCGGGAAAGGUACCGUGCAAGAAGCUGGGACACUGCUGUCUAGUAAGAAUGUUCAUGUCAACUGCUUGGAUGAGAAUGGAAUGACUCCGUUAAUGCACGCAGCAUACAAAGGAAAACUUGACAUGUGCAGAUUACUUCUGCGACACGGAGCUGAUGUCAAUUGCCACCAGCAUGAGCAUGGGUAUACAGCCCUCAUGUUCGCUGCACUUUCUGGUAAUAAAGACAUCACAUGGGCCAUGCUGGAGGCAGGCGCAAAAACAGAUGUCGUGAACUCAGUGGGAAGAACGGCCGCUCAGAUGGCCGCAUUUGUGGGUCAGCAUGACUGUGUGGCUAUAAUCAACAAUUUCUUCCCUCGAGAGAGACUGGAUUAUUACACUAAACCCCAGGGAUUGGACAAAGAGCCAAAACUGCCUCCAAAGUUGGCAGGCCCACUGCACAAAAUCAUCACCACAACGAAUCUCCACCCGGUCAAGAUCGUGAUGCUUGUGCGUGAGAAUCCCCUGCUGGCAGAAGCAGCAGCGCUCGGUAAAUGCUACAAGGUGAUGGAUUUGAUCUGUGAGAAAUGCAUGAAACAAAGGGACAUGAAUGAAGUGCUGGCUAUGAAAAUGCACUAUCUCAGCUGCAUCCUUCAGAAAUGCGUUUCCUUCCUCAAAGAAGGGGAGAAUAAGCUGGACACCCUCAUCAAAAGCUUGUUGAAAGGCAGAGCAUCUGAUGGCUUCCCGGUGUAUCAGGAAAAGGUCAUCAGAGAAAGCAUCCGGAAGUUUCCGUACUGUGAGGCAACGCUCCUCCAGCAGCUGGUGCGAAGCAUUGCUCCGGUUGAAAUUGGUUCUGAUCCCACUGCAUUCUCUGUACUUACCCAAGCCAUCACAGGACAAGUGGGCUUUGUGGAUGUUGAGUUUUGUACCACCUGUGGAGAAAAAGGAGCAAGUAAAAGAUGUUCGGUUUGCAAGACGGUAAUCUACUGUGACCAAACCUGCCAGAAAACACACUGGUUUGUCCACAAGAAGAUGUGUAAGAGUCUGAAAGAUGUUUAUGAGAAGCAACAGUCUAAAGCUGCCAAACAUAAGAGCCAGGAGGAAAAGAAUGGGAAAGUUGAUGUCAAUUCUAACCGUGUUAACGAAGAUCAACCAGAGGCUGAAGUGGGUAUCUUCCAAGAAAAUUCCACUCCUGGAGAUUCUGUGCAAGGGGAAAGAGAAGAGGGAGUUGAGGCUGGACUGGCCAGCACACAGGAUGCACCUUCAGGGCCACAGCGGUCUGAGGAGUAAAAGCUGUGGACAGUGGCUGGCACAGUCUUCAUCCUGGCAGAUAGCUGCAGAACUCAUGUGAAUGUACCUUCAUUUGCUGUGACACUGCAUGGCACAGUGGCAGGAUUGCACAUCCCUAGAAUAGAGGCUUUCAAGCAAAGCUACCUCCCCUGCCUUGAUAUCCUGUUGAUUUCUGUUCUGUAAUUGAACAGGCAUUUCUGUGGAAAAGGUUGUCUUUCAAAAUGCACAAAAAAUGAGUCUGUUCCCUUUCUGGCUCCCUAGUGAUUGUACACAAAGGAAAAUAAAUCCCCUUAAAGAAGAAAUCUGGGCUCUAGGGAGCAAAGAGAAGAGCAGGGAAGAUGUGAAAGAGAAGCGAUGUAUAGGGAAUUAGGAAUCAUGCUCACAGUGAUGGGCAAUCAGAAAAGCAAACCUUACCCAUGAAUUAUUGUCCUGAAGUUGGACAUACAAAGCUGCGAUGAGGAAUGCUUUGUGUUCAAGCAGCUUUGCCAUAGUUCGGCCUGGUAUAGUUUAAACAGAACGUACCAAGAGCACUUUGAACCCCAUGUUUCUUGCAGCAGUACUCUCUGCAGCAUUUGAAUGUUCAGAAAGAUUGGAUCAAACACUGGGUAGUCACUCUGCACUUCCUGUCGAGCCACCUCACACACCGUACUCCACCCGAAAGGCCAACCAUUAUCUUCCCACCAGCUGCUCAGGAGCCUCGUUCUGUCCAGAAACUCUACUUUAUAACUGUCCCAUUCUGCGUUUUAGUUUGUGUGGCGUGUCAUUAAAGCUGGGGUGUCAUGUCUGAAGGAGGUGCUGUCUUUCAGUCUCCCCUGUUGGCUUUAAAAAUAAAUCUGCCUGCACACACAGUUCAUCUUGUUUCAUAAUUU